AUCCUCCAUUACUCCUAGAUUUAUUCCUCGCUUGCCUCCACAAUUUCCUCCUAUUUUCCCUCUGGAUUCCCUCUCCCUCUCUCUCUCUUCCCAAUUCUUUGUCGGUGCGGUGCAGAUCUUGGAGAUUCCCAGUUCUAGGUCGAUUCCGAGUAAUUCUGCCGCGCUAAUUUCAAGGGAAAUUGAGAUUGGGGGUUGGGUUUUGGUUGAUUGUUUUGGAUUUACGAGCUGGUUUAAUUUGAAAGAAAAAUUUGUUUCUCUAGAUCUGUAUUUCACCAUUUUAUGUCAACUGUUGCCGGAGGUGAAGAUUUUUCGGUGUCAUUGGUAUUUUCUUUGUGUGUGUGUAAAAAUAGGAGGUGAACGAUUUGCUUUCGCUUUUUGGGAUUAUGUUUGAUGGUGGAUUGGGGAAGGGUGAUAAAGAAAAAGUGGCUCGUGUACUUGUGAUCCGGUAGGUAGACGGGCAACAGCACAAAUGCGGCUGAGAUUUUGAGAGAAUCGGUUUCUUCUUGGUCUUGGUCUUGGUCUGCAGUGAGUGUUCAAAUUUUUUAAGCGGGGCUCGCCCGAGAGUUUGGAGUUCCAUUUUGCCCAGAAUGCAGCAAGAUCAAGGCAAAAAGAAUUCAACCGAAGUGGAGUUCUUCUCUGAUUAUGGCGAUGCCAGUAGAUACAAAAUUCAGGAAGUUAUUGGGAAAGGAAGCUAUGGUGUUGUUUGUUCUGCAAUUGACACUCGUACUGGCGACAAAGUUGCAAUAAAGAAGAUACAUAAUAUUUUUGAGCAUAUAUCUGAUGCUGUUCGAAUUCUACGUGAGAUAAAGCUACUUAGACUUCUUCGCCAUCCUGAUAUUGUUGAAAUUAAACACAUUAUGCUGCCACCUUCAAGGAGGGACUUCAAAGACAUCUAUGUUGUUUUUGAGCUGAUGGAAUCUGAUCUUCACCAAGUUAUUAAAGCAAAUGAUGAUCUGACACGAGAACACUAUCAGUUUUUUCUUUACCAGCUUCUUCGUGCAUUAAAAUAUAUCCAUACAGCUAAUGUCUACCAUCGAGAUCUAAAACCAAAGAAUAUAUUAGCAAACGCAAAUUGUAAACUUAAAAUUUGUGAUUUUGGAUUGGCAAGAGUUGCAUUCAGUGACACGCCAACAACCAUUUUCUGGACGGAUUAUGUUGCUACUAGAUGGUAUCGAGCUCCUGAGCUAUGUGGUUCAUUUUUCUCCAAGUAUACACCUGCAAUUGAUAUAUGGAGUAUUGGCUGCAUAUUUGCUGAAGUAUUAAUGGGGAAGCCACUUUUUCCUGGUAAAAAUGUUGUUCAUCAGCUUGAUUUGAUGACGGAUCUUCUUGGAACUCCUUCAUUAGAUACAAUCUCCAGGGUACGAAAUGACAAGGCUAGAAGAUAUUUAACUACUAUGAGGAAAAAGCAGCCAGUGCCAUUGGCUCAAAAAUUUCCAAAUGCGGAUCCUUUAGCACUGAGGCUACUAGAAAGGUUGCUUGCUUUUGAUCCAAAAGACAGGCCAACUGCUCAAGAGGCACUGGCUGAUCCAUACUUCAAGGGAUUGGCAAAACUUGAGAGGGAACCUUCCUGCCAGCCGAUCACAAAGAUAGAAUUUGAAUUUGAGAGGCGGAGGGUCACUAAAGAAGACAUUCAAGAGCUAAUCUUCCGUGAGAUACUAGAAUACCAUCCUCAGCUACUAAAAGACUACAUGAAUGGAACUGAGAGAACAAAUUUUCUAUAUCCAAGUGCUGUCGACCAAUUUAGAAAGCAGUUUGCACAUCUUGAGGAAAAUGGUGGUAAAAGUGCGCCUGUAAUUCCUCUGGACAGAAAGCAUGUAUCCCUCCCAAGGUCAACAGUUGUACACUCGAACAUAGAUGGGCAAAUCUCCGAAGAGGCAUACAACAAAAGUUCCCGAGAUAGUGAAGGACGGCUAACACAUGUAUCAAGGACCAUGCAGACACCACACAAAAUUCCUUUUGCUAAGCCUGGAAGAGUAGUUGGACCAGUUAUAGCAGAUGAGAAUGGAAGGCUAGUGAAGGAACCAUACGAUCCAAGAACGUUGAUCAGAGGUCCCGUUCUUCCUCCCACAUAUCAUUACCAAAAACCCAUGGCAGGAAAUCAAGAAAGAUCUGCAGCAGAAACAAAACUGGACAUUUCAUUAAGGGCCGCGAAACAAGCAGCCUCCCAGUGUGGCAUGGCUUCCAAAUUAGGACCAGACAUGGCCAUAAGCAUCGACUCGAACCCCUUCUACAUGACACGUGCCGGAGUGAACAAGGUUGAGCUGAAGGACCAAAUUUCCAUCGACACAAACUUUCUGCAGUCCAAGGCCGCCCAAUACGGUGGUCUUGGUGCAGCGACCGCCACCACCACAUCUGUUGCUCACAGAAAGGUGGUUGCCGGUCAGUUUAGCAUGACAAAGAUGUACUAAUAAAAGUGUAAGUUGGUCAGUCACGGAUGCUCCAGCGAGUGAUCCUUCAUUAUUCAGAUCAGAAGAAGCCAUUGAUGAUACAGGAACAGGAAGGACUCAGAGGAGGGUGGCAGUCGGCCUCGGCCUCAGGCUGCUUUGUGUGUAAUAUAUGGAGGAGAGGUCAGUGGCCUCUUAAAGAAACUAGAUUUCUCAGGUUAUAUUAAAUGCACAGUUAGCUUGUAAUAAGAAACUGUAUCUUAGAGGGGGAAAAAAACACAGAACAUGAAAACUGUGAGUCGUAGUAAGCUUUGUCUGUAUCCCUCCCCCUCAAAGCAGGAAGUGAAACUUAUCUAAAUCCCAAUACAGAAACAAAAUUAUUGAUUGUAUGAUUUUUAUGAAAUCGUGUUUUAUUUCAAACGCCAA
Momordica charantia (bitter melon) is the source of this 2810-nucleotide messenger RNA. RefSeq names its product mitogen-activated protein kinase 20. Gene Ontology annotation, molecular function: MAP kinase activity; ATP binding. Gene Ontology annotation, biological process: protein phosphorylation. The record is from RefSeq and is a predicted model, not a curated record. NCBI's taxonomy places the organism in Eukaryota, Viridiplantae, Streptophyta, Magnoliopsida, Cucurbitales, Cucurbitaceae.